This is a messenger RNA of Vanessa atalanta (red admiral), 736 nucleotides long. It is a transcript of the gene COX4, whose product is annotated as cytochrome c oxidase subunit 4 isoform 1, mitochondrial. The record is from RefSeq and is a predicted model, not a curated record. The coding region runs from base 101 to 625 and encodes 174 amino acids. The transcript is spliced from 6 exons. NCBI's taxonomy places the organism in Eukaryota, Metazoa, Arthropoda, Insecta, Lepidoptera, Nymphalidae. Gene Ontology annotation, biological process: mitochondrial electron transport, cytochrome c to oxygen.
AUCUAUGCGCAUUGCGCAAAUUUAUGUUGAGUAUUGACUUUUUUCACUAGAGGUCGCCGUUUUUUACAGUGUAGGGUGGUGUAGCGACAAUAUAAGAAUUAUGGCAAAUCUCCUGUUGCGCCGUGCGCUGUUAGAUGCAGUCCGAGUACCAAUUGGUGCCCGUGCUUCCAGUGAACUUGCCAAGGUUGGCAAUCGGGAGUGGGUAGGCUAUGGCUUCAACGGUCAACCCAACUAUGUAGACAGGCCUGACUUCCCCCUCCCCGCCGUCAGGUUCCGUCCCGACACACCCGACAUUAAGGUUCUCCGUGAAAAGGAAAAGGGUGAUUGGCGCAAGUUGACCCUGGAAGAGAAGAAAGCCCUCUACCGCGCUUCCUUCUGCCAGACCUUCGCCGAAUUCCAGGCACCCACUGGAGAAUGGAAGGGAGCUCUCGGCUGGGCGCUUUGCAUUGCUUCCCUCUCAGUCUGGAUCUACAUGGCAAUGAAGUUGUUCGUAUACAGCCCUCUGCCUGCCUCCUUCGAUGAUGAGCACCAGAAGGCACAGCUGAAGCGUAUGUUGGACUUGAAGGUGAACCCCGUCGAUGGAUUAUCGUCCAAGUGGGACUACGAAAACAACCGCUGGAAGUAAACUGUAUAACCGUCUGGUGCUUGACAACGGGGCUGGCUAGCGGUAGAGUAGACAAUGUUAUAUAAGUGAAUAAAUCUGUAAGAUAUAAAAUAAAAAUCGUGAUUCCAAUCA